CCGCUUGCCAAGUUCCUACUUACAAAUUAGUCGUGAUUUGGGGAGACGCCUAGUGGAAGGGUGACAUACAUACGAAAUACUGUAAAACUGCGAUCGCCUUUUUGAACAGCUGUAACCUGAUACGUCACCAUGGGCUCCUGGUGGGGGAAACCGGCCGAUGACACGCCCGAUGACGUCACAGGUCUCACGGCCAAUCAGGUCCAGCUCAUCCGGGACACCUGGGCGAUCAUCUACAAGAACAAGAGAGAAAACUGUUUCACCAUCUUCAGGAUAUUGUUCACAGACCACCCCGACACGAGGUCUCUGUUCAAGAACAUGGCGGACGUUGACCUUGAGGCGCCGGGGGAGUUCGAGAGGAACGUGUCCGCGCGUGCGCACAUGGUGCGGUUCAUGCACAGCUUCGCCACCUUCAUGGACACGCUGGACGAGCCUGCCGACCUUCGACAACUUCUGUACGACCUCGGCAAGACUCACGCCAAGCACGGCGUACAACCGGAACUCUUCGACGCGCUCGGGCCGGUCUUGAUGAAAGCGCUGCCGAGAGUUCUGGACGGGAAGUUCACCCCGGAAGUGAAGACUGCGUGGUCAGCGACCUACACCUUCAUGUGCGCGCACCUCAGGGAGGGCGUGGCAGAGGGAGAGCGCCUGCUAGCGGAUACGGAGUGAGGUGCACCUCAGGGAGGGCGUGGCAGAGGGAGAGCGCUAGCUAGCGGAGACGGAGUGAGGUGCAGAGAAGUGUGGACAGCGUCGAGUUUGUUUAUUAGCGUCCAGUUGUAGGUAAAAUAGCCUCCGCCAGGCCUUCCUAAGGAAAUUAGGAUGGUAGAAUUCGGCAUAAAUUGGGUCUGACUGGCUAAGGAAGUGGAUCCAAUGUUAGAGUUUCAUUUCAAACUCCCCUGGUCAAUUGUUAUUCUCCUUACUUUUUUUUUAUUUGGCUGAAUUUUAUUGUAACACAGUUUUAAUACGACACUUUUAGUCUAGCAGCGGAGACUAAGGAUAAAAUGUGAGCUGCAGAAUCCUGGCUGAAACUCAAUGCAUUGAAGCCGAAGUAACUGUUGGUAGUGAUUUCAUGAGAAUUCUAGAGCCGUUUAGAAUUUACUAGUGGG
Molecule: messenger RNA, 1103 nt
Organism: Branchiostoma belcheri (Belcher's lancelet)
Lineage: Eukaryota; Metazoa; Chordata; Leptocardii; Amphioxiformes; Branchiostomatidae
Product: cytoglobin-1-like
Exons: 4
Coding region: 130-666 (178 amino acids)
Molecular function (GO): heme binding; oxygen binding
Source: RefSeq, a predicted model, not a curated record